Messenger RNA from Boeremia exigua, 1173 nucleotides. RefSeq lists its product as uncharacterized. The record is from RefSeq and is a predicted model, not a curated record. Lineage: Eukaryota; Fungi; Ascomycota; Dothideomycetes; Pleosporales; Didymellaceae. The coding region runs from base 1 to 1173 and encodes 390 amino acids. The transcript has a single exon. Gene Ontology annotation, biological process: maturation of SSU-rRNA. Gene Ontology annotation, molecular function: rRNA small subunit aminocarboxypropyltransferase activity.
AUGGUGCGUCACAAGAAAGAUUUCAAACCAAAUAACAAAUACUCGAGUCGGGGAGGCAGAGGCAGAGGAGGGAGGGCCGUAGGCGCCGGACCACCACGCCCCCGCCGUAACUCCGAGUCUGGAAGCGAAAGCGACCCCGAGAACGAACGCCCAAGGAAGCCAGAAUUCAAGGCAGCAUGUUGGGAUCUGGGGCAUUGCGACGCGAAACGAUGCUCCGGCAAAAGGCUCAUGCGCUUGGGCAUGAUGAGGGAGUUGCAUGUGGGCCAAAAGUUUGCCGGCGUAGUCAUCAGUCCCAAGGGCAAGAGAAUAGUGUCGCGGGAAGAUAAGGAGCUGCUAGACCAAUAUGGGGCUGCAGUUGUGGAGGCAAGCUGGAACAGGAUUGACGAGGUGCCAUUUGGCAGAAUUGGUGGCAAAUGCGAGCGGCUAUUGCCCUAUCUAGUCGCGGCAAACCCCACAAACUACGGGAAGCCCUGGAGGCUGAACUGCGUCGAGGCGCUUGCGGCGUGUUUCUACAUCUGCGGUCAUCCAGAAUGGGCCGAAGACAUUCUCUCGACAUUCUCGUAUGGUCGAGCAUUCUUGGACAUCAACGCCGCGCUGCUCAAACGCUACGAGGCAUGCGAGAAUGAGGAGGAGAUCAAAAAGGCCGAAGAGGUCUGGCUUGCAAAGAUCGAGCAGGAAUACGAGCAGAGCCGAGCUGAUAAGGAGGAUGGCGCCGAAGACGACGUCUGGGCUGGAGGAAACCAAAACAGGAGGGUCAUUGACGAUUCAGACGACGACGACGACGACGAGGAAGAUGCCGUCGACCCGCAGAAUCCUUACGACCUCCCUGAGUCUGAUGACGAAGAGGAGAUGGCAGAGCUGCGCCGUCGCGUCUUAGCAUCAAAGCCUUUCGCCAACCCCACUCCGAAGAUUGACGAUGAUUCUGAUUCUGAUGCCAAGAAAGCCCCCGAGCACAUACCUCGCGCUAAGCCGGCACCCAAAACUGAUGACGAGGCUGAGGGCGAUGCAUCGAGCGACGGCGCAGAUGACGACGAGUUUGACGCUUUCAUGAAGGCGCAACCCACCACAGAUAGAACAGGGAUCACAGGGAAACAAAGGCAGAAGGCACUGGACAAGCAGACAGCCACGUUCUCCAGUGGCAAAGUAAACGCACCCAGUCGGCAGGGUUACUAA